Messenger RNA from Geodia barretti, 1678 nucleotides. Lineage: Eukaryota; Metazoa; Porifera; Demospongiae; Tetractinellida; Geodiidae. The record is from the annotation of a GenBank genome assembly.
AGCUAGCUGCUGGUUGCCCUGACUGCGCAUGCGCAGUAUGGGGCGAAAUGUCACGCCUACUAACAGUACUGCACGGGGAAUUCCCGAUGAGCUAAGGCGACUUGAGACCUGGCGUUUUGAUCCAAGUUUGGCGACCUAGCGGUGGAGAAAUGACUGUCCCGAACCACCUACUUGGUGUGGACCUCCUGAAGCUCAUCCUCAGAGCCAAGGACCCGUUCCUGCCGAGGUUCUAUUGCCACUCGUGCAAGCAGAAGUUCAGUCUCCCCAUGAACUCUACUUCCCCCCGCCCCACCCACUGUACCAUGUGUUCCUCUGACUUCAUAGAGUGGGUCCUGGCUGAGGAUCCCCACCAGCGAGCAGCCCGGCUGCGUGACUCUGCUCUCCUCUCCCGCUUGCGGUCUAGGAGGAGGUCUUCCCCGGCCCCCUCUCUUUCUCCUUCUCCUUCUCCUUCUCCCUCCCCUCCUCCACCUGCACCUGCCCCCACCUCCAAACCAGAGGAGCCACCGGUUGCAGAGCAGAAGAAAGAGGAGGAGCCAAUGGAGACCGAGUCAGCUGCCGCCACUGAGUCCACCAAGCCAAUGGAGGAGAAGAGUGAAGCCACCAGUGGAGAGGAUGUCAAGCCACCUCCUGAACCUAUGGAACAAGAGACUGAGAAGAAGGAGCCGCCUCAACCUCCAGAGGAGGAGGAGCCUGAGGAGGAGCCUGAGGAGGAGCCUGAGGAACAGCGGCCCUCUGGAGGUCGUCUGAGUGCCCAGCCCAUGGUGGUGGUGUCGGCAGGUGGAGAUCCUGAGCACCCCACUCUCACCAUGAACCUCUUCCCCUCCCUGGACGAGGCCGGUCCACGCAACGAGGGACGAAGGGGACCGAUACGGACCACCAUGGUCCAGCAAAAGACCUCGCGUAACUUCACCUAUCUUGCCCAGGAGUACAUGGCCAAGAUAAUAGAGGGAGGCAGAGGUCGUGCAGGCCAAACUCGCAGAGGACAGCAACUUCUUGUUGGACUGACUGGAGGGGCCCAGACAGAGAGCAGUGACCCAGCCGACUUUGUGUGGGGAGCCAGAGGACUGGACUCCAUCAUCUCCGGCCUCCUGGAGAGCAUGUCUGACCGCGGACCUCCCCCGGCCAAGAAGGACAAGGUGGACGCCAUUCCUGUGGUGGACGCCACGCAGGAGACUGUAAACGAAAAUGUGGAUGGCUGCACGGUGUGUAAAGAUGCAUUCAAGGUUGGGGACAAGCUUAGGAGACUGCCAUGCAAACAUCUCUUCCACGAGAACUGCAUCAUACCAUGGCUCAAGCUGCAUGAUACAUGUCCCACGUGUCGCUACCAUGUCAACACAGAGAAAGAUAAGACAACUGAUGAUGAGGAGGAAGCUUAGUCUCGCUAUAGUAUAGUUAGCCCCCCUGCUAUAUAGUUAUCUGGCAGUUGACUAAAUGAACACACUUUGGUUUUUGCUGUAAUUUUGCUGGACUCCUAUAAUAAUAUCACUAAGUACGGUAUAUAGUACUUAGUAUAUAGGGAUGGGCAUGGUACCUAGUAUCAUAGAUGUAUGGGGCUUGAUACGGAGUUUUGUUCAUCACCAUCUUCUUCAACCAUCAUAAUUCAAAACGAAAGAGAUAAAGCCAUGAAAUUUUGUAGGAAUAAUACAUAUAUAUCGAUAACCACAUGUGCAACAUCAUA